GGAAACAACCGAGUCCGACGCAACAAGCUUUGACAGGUUGCUAUGGGCGGUCGCAUGGCUACGUCGCAACUUGCUGCAUAUUCAAAACGUUGACAUGUCUGUCAAGCUUGGUUAUUUAUUUGUGACAGUUUAGGUGUGUUGAUGUCUUUCAUCUGGAAAAGAAUUUAACAAUAGCUGACGUCAACAUGUCCAUAAAAGAAUCAGGUACACAGAAAAUUACUGUGAUAGCUGCGAGAGAAAGAGGCCCUGGUCCAGGAAGGUAUGGCUUACCAUCAACAUGUGGGUCCACGGGCCACGAUUACACAAAACACCAGAAACCCGCCUAUUCCUUCGGCAGAAGACUGAUCGAUGACAGUUACAAGAAACACUGCAGCCCCGGUCCAAGGUACAAAAUCGACUCUACAAUCACACGACGGGGUGCUGAUGGGACUCCGGCGUAUUCUAUGUUGGCAAGGCAAGAGGGAUGCAAACCUUUUAAGACCCCAGGCCCUGGAGCUUACCGCCCGGAACAAGCUCACCCUCAGGGGGAGAGACAGGCCCCCAGGUACUCCCUGGCUGCACGCACCAGAUUCAGCAGGAGGUGUGGCCACCCAGCACCUAAUGCUUACAGCCUGCCCAAAGUUCUUGGGGCCAAUCAGCCUGACAAACAGGCCCCUCCCGUAUUCUCGAUGAGACCCCGCCAGAAGAUUGGAGGUUACCUGGAAGACUUGGCCAAGACACCUGGGCCAGGUCGCUAUGACGUCAUAGCUACCGAAGUGUACAGAGGCAGGGCUCCCCUCUACACCAUGAGGAACCGCCACUACAUGCCCGGGGAUAGCACACAGAAGCCAGGUCCCGGGGCGCAUUUUCCAGAAAAUGUGGUCAUCAACACUCGACAACAGCCUAGAGUCUCCAUGGGGAUACGACAUUCCGAGUUCAUCUGUCCCCUCAUUGUGCCCGUUUCCGACUAAACCAGUCAAACCACAAAGGUGCUUUAUCUGAUCCAGUCAGUAUUAAUUUUACCAUUUCCAGAAGUUUGAACUAGAGAAGUUGAUAUAUUUAAAAUUAUUUGUUUUACACAGAAAAAAGAAAAUGUUUGACUUCUCAUAAAUCCAUUUCGAUUUUCGUUUCUGUUUUCACUGCCACACUAUAUGUAUAAGGUUAUUGGGUCUUGAAAAUGGACAGUUUGCAUUUACACAUCUUAUCUUCUUUACACCUUUACGUUUGCUAUGAUGUAUAUUUCAAACUUUUGAUUGUCUUUUAUGUAAUAAAAGUAUGCAUUAGACUACUGUACAUUUGUAAUACGUGUUAAGUUUGGCUUAUUGAUUAACAGCGCUAACACGAAAGCUAACAACAAACACGUUUGGCCUUCGUGGGCUGCCAUAUUGAACGCGAACUACUUUAUUGUUUUACAGUGAUGCGUUGGUCCUGAUUUAGUCUAGAACAGCACAAUAUGCAUCCCCUUUUUCAUACUCUAAGUGUUCAAUCAGUUUAUUGCGCAAGGCUCUGCUUAGUGAUUCGCUUGAAUGCAGUUGUACAAGUCAAUAACUUUAGAGCUGUUCACGCCCACUGGAAAUGAGUGUAAAACGGCCGAUGUGGCAUUAGAAACAUUUAACAUGGUAAAAUGUCUAGUAUCGUUUUGUUUGA
This is a messenger RNA of Liolophura sinensis, 1626 nucleotides long. RefSeq names its product ciliary microtubule associated protein 1A-like. NCBI's taxonomy places the organism in Eukaryota, Metazoa, Mollusca, Polyplacophora, Chitonida, Chitonidae. Gene Ontology annotation, cellular component: cytoskeleton. The record is from RefSeq and is a predicted model, not a curated record.